GCGCGCAUGCGCUUGGAGGCUACAAUUUCGUCAUGGCUGACACGGGCUGGCCAGGCUGUUCGAAGAGUUUGAAAGGUGUCAUAUUGGACAUGUGUGGUGUUUUAUAUGAGAGCGGGGAGGGCGACGGGGUUGCCAUUCCUGGUUCGAUUGAAGCUGUGAAAAAACUGAAGGCAUCUGACCUGCAGCUGCGCUUCUGCACCAAUGAGACCCAGGCCACCAGAGAGAAGUUUGUAGCCAAGCUCCAAAGACUGGGCUUUGACAUCUCCGUGUCUGAGGUCUUCUCUCCUGCUCCUGCAGCCGUAGCUGUCCUGAAGGAGAGGGCUUUACGGCCUCACCUGCUGGUGUAUGAUGGACUUCUCCCUGAGUUUGACAGUGUUGACAAGACCAACCCAAACUGUGUGGUGAUUGGAGACGCAGCUGAACAAUUUUCCUACCAGAACCUAAACGAGGCAUUCAGUGUCCUUAUAGGCAUGGAGAAUCCAAUGCUGUUCUCUUUGGGCCAAGGGAGGUACUACAAGGAGACAGAUGGUUUGAAACUGGAUGUUGGGGUGUAUAUGAAGGCUCUGGAGUAUGCCUGUGAUUUAAAGGCUGAAGUAGUUGGAAAGCCAUCCCCAACAUUCUUCCAGAGUGUUCUCAAUGACAUGGGGCUUCAACCGCAUGAGGCACUGAUGAUUGGGGAUGAUCUGGUGAAUGAUGUGGGUGGGGCCCAACACUGUGGAAUGAAAGGCGUACAAGUCAGGACUGGGAAAUACAGGCCCAGUGACGAGAGGAACUCAACGGUGAUGGCUGACGGCACUGUGGACAAUCUGGCUCAGGCUGUGGACAUGAUCCUCAAUCAGAGGCACUGAGUACAAUGCAGGACACUGGAACUCACCACUUACUGUGACCCUGGCUGAUAAAGGCUGGUGCCCAGCAGUGUUUUCAUAUCCAGUAGGAAGGGUUUACUGCAUUGAGGUAUUUCAAGUAACAUGUCAAAGCAGUACAAAACUAAAAUACCAUCCAAAUACUUUAUAUCCUCUUAACUGUCAGAACUCAUUGAAUUGUCAAAUAUGGGAAACAUCAAUCUGAUGCUCCACGUAGCAUGAAAUAAACUAGAAUAGAAUUUGCAGAACUAUUACUUAAGUCUACAAGAGAUAAGCUGAACACUUUAAGGCUGCACUGUGCAUUUGCCAGUACAUGGAUGGCAUAGAUAAGAUACCUCAAUUUGACACAAAUGUGCUUGUAACCAGCUGCCAGACAGUUUCUAGUCAUACUGGCUUUGCACAAUUGAAAUGCAGCUGUAGUGCAUUUUAACAUACAUUGAUAAAUGUGCGAUCAUUGUUGUUGCUCACUCCCUUUACACAAAACGUGCACAACCUUAAUAUAACGGCAGGGAGUAGUCAAUAAUGCAAGUAUUAUUAAAAUAAAGCAAUUUUUACUAGCUGUUAAAAACA
Molecule: messenger RNA, 1433 nt
Organism: Perca fluviatilis (European perch)
Lineage: Eukaryota; Metazoa; Chordata; Actinopteri; Perciformes; Percidae
Product: phospholysine phosphohistidine inorganic pyrophosphate phosphatase
Exons: 7
Coding region: 33-848 (271 amino acids)
Biological process (GO): dephosphorylation
Cellular component (GO): cytosol
Molecular function (GO): phosphatase activity; inorganic diphosphate phosphatase activity
Source: RefSeq, a predicted model, not a curated record